CUCUGGGACCACCUUACUCGCUGGCUGCAACCAGGGGAUCGUACCAAACAACAGUUGAUGGAGUCGGUGGCUAUCGACCAGUUCUUGUCUGUGCUAGAUCCAGGGACCCGGGACUGGGUGGCCAGGAACACCCCAAACACCAUGGAGCGAGCAGUGGAACUGGCGGAGGCGUAUGAAGAUGCAGCCCUUCGACAGGACCCCAGCCCAGCUCCCGUGAAACCGAAGGCCCCGACUCCAGCCCCUCGUUUCCCACCGAAGCCGGUGGCUUCCAUCGACCCAUCGGGCGCCUCGCCUCCAAAGUGGAGAAUGAGGUUAGCCCCCAGCUGGGCCAGAUCCACUCCCUGGAACCCACCAAGUGGUGGGGUAGGGAACAAGCAGCCGGCGUCGGUAGCGCCACCCCCUCUCAUCUGCUUCCGGUGUCACGAGGCUGGACAUAUUGCCAGGAUGUGUCCCGCUGCCAUGGAAUGUGAUGUGGCCUCUCGCUAUCCAGCUGCACCGGAGGACCCCUGAACAGGCGGCUGCCUGCGUCCCGACUACCUUCUUCCUUCCUGGAGCGUAUGUUUGGAAGUAUCCGGAAGUCUAAUUCUGAGUGCUGAAGUACGCUGCAGCUAGUGUGAGAAGGAGCCAACUGCAGACACAGCGCCACCACCACUAACGUGGCCGUCUAGAGAACGGCAGCUACUCUCCUUUGGAGCACUACUUAAUUAUUGUGUGGGACUGGUUUAUUUGCUCUUUUUAUUUUUAACCCGGUUUUACCAUAGUUGGUACUACCGGGGGUUGUUGUGUUUGUUUUGCAAUACCUGGUACUCUGCCUGGGUACCGACUGUGGUUU
Molecule: messenger RNA, 832 nt
Organism: Acipenser ruthenus (sterlet)
Lineage: Eukaryota; Metazoa; Chordata; Actinopteri; Acipenseriformes; Acipenseridae
Product: zinc finger protein 397-like
Exons: 2
Coding region: 58-510 (150 amino acids)
Molecular function (GO): zinc ion binding; nucleic acid binding
Source: RefSeq, a predicted model, not a curated record